Rhinocladiella mackenziei CBS 650.93 is the source of this 1782-nucleotide messenger RNA. RefSeq lists its product as uncharacterized. Gene Ontology annotation, molecular function: transmembrane transporter activity. The coding region runs from base 1 to 1782 and encodes 593 amino acids. Gene Ontology annotation, biological process: transmembrane transport. The transcript has 3 exons. NCBI's taxonomy places the organism in Eukaryota, Fungi, Ascomycota, Eurotiomycetes, Chaetothyriales, Herpotrichiellaceae. The record is from RefSeq and is a predicted model, not a curated record.
AUGACAGCGCAAGAGGAUAGUGCCAGUGCCAGUGACACUCCUCCCUCCCCCGUCGUCGACAAGGAAGUCUCUGCCCAUGUCGAACAAAUCCAUACCAAUGAAAGAAUUCCCGGUCAUCCUGGUUAUUAUGAGAAAGAUGGUCUGCGGACAUAUGGCGACGACGAAGAUCAUGACCAUGAGCCUCCUAUGACUGUCACAAGAGCUUUGAGCUUGGUCGCUAUGGCGUUUUUGUGGACUGGCUCCCAAAUUCCCGUUUAUAUCCUCGGAGGUAUACCGCCCUACAUUUACGGCGACAUUGGUGGUGUUGAUCGCUGGGUUUGGUUCGUCCUGGCCUACCUGGUCGCCCUGGCCGCCAUCUGCCCGUUUGUUGGUUCCAUUUCCGAUCUCAUUGGUAGACGAUGGGUCGCUUUGGGAGGCUCUACCCUGCUCAUCAUUGCCAUGAUCAUCUGUGGCACAGCGCACAGCAUGAACGUCUUUAUUGUCGGUAUGACGUUCUCGGGAGUGGGCGCCGGUAUUUGCGAGUUGACAUCCUUGGCUGUCACUGCCGAACUCGCUCCAACCCGCAAGCGAGGAAAAUACGUCUCCAUCCUUGUCUUCACCAUCAUUCCCUUCUGCCCAUCGGUCCUAUGGGCUCAAUUGAUUGCCAACCACGCUGGAUGGCGAUACUGCACACUUCUCUGUGGACUGUGGGCCUGCGUUGGGUUUGUCGGGACCGUCUUCUUCUACUUCCCUCCGCCACGGCCUAAUUCCCGCGGCCUGAGCAAGAAGGAAAUCAUUGCCGAGAUUGACUUUAUGGGUGGUUUCCUGUCCAUCUCGGGCAUGAUUGUCUUCUUGGCCGGUUUGCAAUGGGGCGGUUACCAAUAUCCGUGGCGUUCGGCUCACGUGUUGGCCCCUCUGAUUAUCGGCGCCAUUCUCCUCUUCAUCUUAUUCCCUCUCUGGGAAAUCAAAUUCGCCCAAUUCCCUAUGUUCCCAUCACGAAUGAAGAAGGAAGCCAGAAUUCUCACUCUGACCUUGAUCAUCACCGCCAUCUCUGGCGCCAAUUUCUUCUCCGUCAUCAUGUUCUGGCCUACUCAAGCUUUCAACGUUUACGGCCACGAUCCGGUCGACGUUGGUAUUCGAGGUAUUCCAAUCGGUUUCAGCAUUCUCACCGGCGCGUGUGUCGUCCUAUGGCUUCUAUCGGUCUUCCGCGGUCAUAAUCGUGAGCUGAUGAUCCUUUCCUCGGUUCUUAUGACGGCGGGAUGCGGUGCUCUCGCCGUUGCCGACCGAUAUAAUCUCUCUACGUUGUGGGGUCUUCUUGUCCUCGCGGGCCUCGGAAUUGGCGGAAUUGUUGUCCCUGCCUCCAUUAUGACCACCAUUAUCUGUCCCGACGAUAUUAUUGCUACAGUCGCCGCACUCACCCUAUCCAUUCGUGUCAUCGGCGGUUGCAUCGGCUAUACCGUCUACUACAACGUGUUUGUCAACAAAUUCGUCCCAAAUUCCACGAAAUACAUUGGGGGUGUCAUGGCUACCGAACUGGGCAUUACCAACGUCACUUACAUCACGGAGGCCAUCGAAUAUACUGCCGCCAGCUUGCUUCCAGCUCUCAAAACCAUUCCUGGUAUCGCUGGCAAUGAGACUGCUUACGAGAUGGUGGUGCUUGCUGGUCAAAUUGCCUAUGCCGAAAGUUAUAAAUAUGUGUAUUUGACCAGCAUUGCUUUUGGUGUAAUCAGUAUCUUGGCCAGUAUCUUCUUAGGCAACAUCAACAAAUAUAUGGAUGACCACGUUGCCGUGGUUAUGCACUAG